Malus domestica (apple) is the source of this 2345-nucleotide messenger RNA. NCBI's taxonomy places the organism in Eukaryota, Viridiplantae, Streptophyta, Magnoliopsida, Rosales, Rosaceae. The record is from RefSeq and is a predicted model, not a curated record.
CCGGUGCAACAAACGCACCCUAAAUGUCAAAAGUUAAGAUUCCAUGUAUAGUUGGUUCUUUCAUUGUUUAUUUUUGUUGGAAAGACAAUUAAAAAAUAUGAAGGUAUCAUAACUUGUCAAGUCAUUGCUAAUAUGAACGGGCAUAUUCUGCUGAUCUGUUACGAAUGUCGAUCCAUAGAAUAAAGGACAAACUUCGUAUAUAAAAAGGAGACCAAAUUAUUUGUCUAUCGUUGACCAUAUAGUAUAUGUUAGAUACAGGUUCAGCAGCAUCAAUGCUAUACAACCCCAAUUCAAGCUGAAGCAUUUUUCUGAAGGCUUCCCCAUUUCAAUUCAAGAAAUUGAGCAUGGCAGCAGAGUUGAGCGGAUCAGAAAACUCAGGUAGCGAUGCAGAGUUGAGCGGAUCAGAAAACUCAGAUGAGAUCCCGCAUGAGUAUCAAGCUUUCUGCGCUGCUGUAAGGAGGGGUGAUUGGGAAGAAGCGAAGGAGUUCCUUACCCUACACCCCAAUGCAAUAACAGCAACGGAUUCAUGGGGGACAGCUCUUCACAACGCAACAAGAUUCGGGCACGAGCAAAUUGUGGAAGAGCUGGUGCAGUUGAUGACGGAGGAACAAUUGGAGAUGAAAGAUAAUGAUGGUUGGACGGCUCUUGCUCGUGCUGCAAGAGAAAACAUCAAGAUGGUUGAAUGCAUGGUGACGAAGAACAAGAAACUACUCGGUAUUGCCGCAGAGUCCCUCCAAAAGACUCCGAUUGUCAUCGCUGCUCGGCAUGACCAAUGGGAUAUAGUUCGGUACCUCUACUCUCUCACUCCACCCCAAGAUCUAAUGCCAGAUAAAGGCAUUUACGGUUCUGAACUUGUUAGAAUUUGUCUUAAUGCCAGACAAUUUGAUAUUACAUGGGAGUUACUUCAGCGUUGCCCACGAUUGACAUUUACUCGAGGCAACCAAAUGUCCCCUAUACUUUCAUUUGCUUAUUUCUCCUCUGCAUUCCCGAGUGGGACAUCGCUCAAAUUCUGGCAACAGUGGAUCUAUAAUUGUAUACACAUAGAGUCUGGUCAUUCCGUCAAUGCUUUCCGUAUAAAUAUUCAAAAUCAAGAAAAUGAACAAGGUAAUCAAAGGAGUAACACAGUCCUGGGUUUAUUACAAGGACUUCCAUCGAGGUUUUUGGAGUUUUUGGGAAUCAAACGCAUUCGUGAGCUGAAAUUAAUCCAUAUUCGGUCGCGUCAAAUUUUGGACUGCAUGUGUGACGUGAUAAAACAUUUAAAUCGUGAAGAAAUGAAAGACGGCUAUGUAUACGACGCAAUAUUUGUAGCUGUUGAAAAUGGGAUUGUUGAGCUCGUUACUUCUUUAUGUAAAGCCAGACCAGAACUGUUAUUGAGAGUCGAUCGAAAAGGAAAGAACAUAUUUCAUCACGCCGUUGAAUGCCGUCAAGAAAAAGUUUAUAGCCUUUUAUACGGGGUUCGUCAAAGAAAUCUCAUUACGAAUUUCAUAGAUGAUUCUGACAACCACAUGCUACAUUGUGCGGGGAUGUUAUGUCCACUGGCAACGGAAAAGCUUGAUCGUAUCCCAGGUGCAGCCUUGCAAAUGCAGAGAGAAAGGCAAUGGUACAAGGAGGUAGAGAGUAUUGAAUUCCAACUCUCGGGAGUCUCAAAUAAAAAUGAAGAUGGUUUGACACCCUCUAAAUUAUUUACCAAGAACCACGAGAAAUUGCAUAAGGAUGGAGAAAAGUGGAUGAAGGGAACUGCAGGUUCUUCUACGGUUGUCAGUGCCCUCAUUAUUACAAUCAUGUUUGCUGCAGCAUUCACAGUUCCUGGUGGAAAUAACCAAGAAACAGGGUUUCCUAUAUUCUUAAAUGAAAAACUAUUUAUGGUUUUUAUAGUUUCAGAUGCAAUUUCGCUCUUUUCUUCCACAACUUCAGCAUUGAUGUUUCUAGGCAUCCUUACAUCGCGUUAUGCUGAAGAUGAUUUCCUCAAAUCCUUACCCACAAAGAUGAUAAUAGGCCUUUCCACACUCUUCAUCUCCAUUGCGACCAUGAUGGUUGCCUUUUCUUCUGCCCUAUUCAUCAUGCUCCAGGACAAACCAUGGAUUACUUAUCCAAUCAUUUUCUUUGCUGGUGUUCCCGUCAUUUUAUUUGUUUGGAUGCAAUUUCCCCUUCUCAUUGAUAUUUUCGUGUCUACUUUUGGCAGAGGAAUAUUCGAUAGGAAAGUCAAACUCUGGAUAUAAUUUCUUGGUGGUGCAUGUGAUAUAUUAAUUGUGUAAGUUGUAGUAAUGUUUGUUACUUCUGAGAAAGCUUGUAUGCAUUGCACACACUAUGUAAGUGAGUGAUUUCUAUAAUAAAAACCCCAUUGC